This is a messenger RNA of Prunus mume (Japanese apricot), 681 nucleotides long. The record is from RefSeq and is a predicted model, not a curated record. NCBI's taxonomy places the organism in Eukaryota, Viridiplantae, Streptophyta, Magnoliopsida, Rosales, Rosaceae.
AUGUCUAGACUAAGUUUCCUAUCUGCUGCGUUCCUCAUUCACCUUCCUCUUCUUCUUCUUCUUCUUCCUUCCUCUUCUUCUCAAACAACUUCCCUUGCAGCUAAUAAAGACAAUAUCUCUGAUUGUACCCGUUCUUGUGGAAAUAUUAACAUAAGCUAUCCAUUCCGAUUGAAAGGAGACUCUAAACACUGUGGCAUCGAAAGUUACGAGCUAUCUUGCGAGGCAAAUGGAAAUGGUCUUACUCAUCAUGCAGUACUAUACUUGUUUUCAGGAAAGUAUUAUGUACUUGAAAUCGAUUACAAUAACUUAACAAUCCGACUUGUGGAUGCUGGUGUUCACAAGAUCAGUGACAACUACUUCUCGCACCCUCACUACUCGUUGACCAGAUUCAACAUUUCUUAUAAUUCUCCAUACAGCCAUGAUUAUUAUCUAUUAUCGUUAUUUGACCCAACAAAAAAUCAAUCAUUGUUACCGAUGCUUAUAAUUUUCCUGAGCUGUGAAAAUCCAAUGAAUUCUUCUGCUUUCAUUGUUGAAACAGCUCCAUGCAUCGAUGGGAUCAGCAGCUAUUCUUCUUCUAAUUCUUCUUUGUCCAGUUUAAGAACUUAUUCUUAUCUCAUGCAAAGUGCGGAUCAGUCGAUUAUUGCAUCGGAGAAGGCACUACUAUCAACUGCAAAUCACGAG